This is a messenger RNA of Zeugodacus cucurbitae (melon fly), 1450 nucleotides long. RefSeq lists its product as uncharacterized. Gene Ontology annotation, cellular component: cytoplasm. Lineage: Eukaryota; Metazoa; Arthropoda; Insecta; Diptera; Tephritidae. The transcript is spliced from 3 exons. Gene Ontology annotation, biological process: DNA catabolic process. The record is from RefSeq and is a predicted model, not a curated record. Gene Ontology annotation, molecular function: 3'-5'-DNA exonuclease activity; nucleic acid binding. The coding region runs from base 283 to 1293 and encodes 336 amino acids.
AAUUUCACAAGAGAAAUUGUUGUUUUAUAUUUAUAUAAAGUUAUUGUAUAAUUAAGUAUUCAUUUGAUUUGCAUUUCAAUAAUAAUCAUUGAGAAAUAUUAAAAUCGAUAGUUGAUAUAAUCUAGCAUAAAUGAUUAUUCGAGUCGCAUAAACAAAACCAGCACAGUAGAACACGACCAGCACAACUACAUAGAAUUGUAAAUUGGAAUAACGAAAUUUUACCGGUGACCACCAGUGAAAGCAUAUAGUUUUAUUAUUUUAACAAAUAGUUUAAUAAUUAUUAUGUCCUCAACAAAAAAAGAAAUUGACACAGAUCGCUGUCAAAUUGCAUCCUUUGUGGUGUUUGAUUUGGAAACAAAUGAUUUGCCAUAUAAUUUCUCAAAAGUCGCUAUUACGGAAUUAUGUAUGUAUGGUUUUUCAACCAGUGAGUUGGACAGAGAUCCAAUAAAACUGAAAGAAAUCGAGAGUAUAACAUUAGAGCUCGAACAACCACGACAUUUGCAUAAGCUUACAAUGUUAUUCAACCCAAGACGUCUCAUACAUCCGAAGGCUGAGAAAAUUACUGGUUUGAGUAAUUAUAGUCUUGAAAAGGAAACACAUUUCGAUGAAAAUGCUGCCAGUGUAAUCACAAACUUCCUUAAGCACAUGCCACAACCAGUAUGUUUGGUUGCACACAAUGGUGAUACGUUUGAUUUUCCGAUAGUGAAACAGACGUUCAACAAGUUAAAUUUAAGCCUUCCGUGCGACAUCCUAUGUGUGGAUUCUUUGAUGGCAUUUCGGAUUUUGGAUCAAAAAAUGAAAGAAGAAUCUUCAGCUGCCGAGAUAUCUGAUGCCAGUAUUUGUCGUACUAAUAUAGAGGAAUCUGUAAUAAAAUUAUCCGAUUCUGAUGAAAGAAAUGAAACUGUAUUAUUGGACUCCAGGCAGACACUUUCUGAGCAACUUGAUGCUGAAGCAAAAACCGACUGGCAAGCACGUAACGAAACAACACCUAGACGACCCAUUGUUACUGGUGUAAAACGCUCGCAUUCCCAUACCUCCACGGGUGAAAAAACUUCUUUUAAAUCUAAACGAACACUCUUUGCAAACUACCAACUUGACAAAUAUCCACCAAAAGAUGUGUACAAAUUGGAAAAUAUUUAUAAACGUAUUUUUAAGAAUUCACCCAAAAAUGUGCAUUGCGCUGAAGCAGAUGUGGAGUCUUUAAUGAAUUUAAUGAGAGUGUACGGUAGAAGUUUCCUUGAUUAUGCAAAAGAACGUGCCAUACCUUUCGAGGAUAUAUCAAUAAGACGAUGACAAAAAUAAAUUCUACAUGUCGCUGCGCACAACUUUGUGCACAUCUAUAUGCAAUGCCUUAACAAAACAGCAGUCUUCCAUUAAUUAUACUCAAAAUAUAAUUAUUAUGUACCAGUGUUGGAAUUAUAAAUAACAAUUUUUUAUAACCGAGACAGUA